Messenger RNA from Maylandia zebra (zebra mbuna), 1554 nucleotides. RefSeq names its product lecithin retinol acyltransferase family protein. NCBI's taxonomy places the organism in Eukaryota, Metazoa, Chordata, Actinopteri, Cichliformes, Cichlidae. The record is from RefSeq and is a predicted model, not a curated record. Gene Ontology annotation, molecular function: phosphatidylcholine-retinol O-acyltransferase activity. Gene Ontology annotation, biological process: retinol metabolic process; vitamin A metabolic process. Gene Ontology annotation, cellular component: rough endoplasmic reticulum.
AUGUUUCUCUACCAACUGCUCAGCUUUUUCUUUGUAGUUUCUAAAAAGGAAGAGAAGCCCAAAUAUGAUUUAUCUCUGUACAAGCGCGGCGACUUGCUUGAGGUACCCAGGACAUUAUUCACACAUUUCGGGAUUUACCUGGGGGACGAUCGUGUGGCUCAUCUCAUUCCGGACAUCCUGCCUGCGAUCACCAAAAACAAAUCUGCGAUUGCAAAGAUGGUAACAAAUAACCGCCUUAUCCUGGGGGCCAUCACCAAAGAAGCAAGCGUCAGAGUGGACUCUGUGGCAGAUUUUGCUUAUGGCUCCGAGAUCCUGAUCAACCACGUGGAUAAAGUGUGCGCACAGCCUCCCUUAGAUGGAGACGAGGUGGCUCGGAGGGCAGAGAAACUCCUGGGCUCAGUCACCUACAGCCUGCUGUGGUACAACUGUGAACACUACGUCAUGUACUGCAGAUAUGGAAUGGCCAUCAGCUACCAGACAUACCAGUUCUGCACUACGAUACGGAAGAUCGUGUUCAGCAGACUGAGCGCCCUUUUGACUGCACUGUGUGGCGUGUGCACUGCGCUGUAUGUAGGCUGCGUGACGCCGCUGAUGUUUGUACUCAUCCUGCUCGUCUCAUUCACCAUCUGGAUGGCUGCCUAAUGACCCCUGGAGAGACCGACCUGAGAGAAAGGACUCUGGCCCUGUUUUUGCUGUGUUACUGAAAACACUGGAAACAAGGUUUCUAGGUUGUUGUUUCAACUUCUUAUAUAUGGCUGUUUUAAUUUCUUUCUUUUUUCUUGUAGUUUUCUGAACUGUUAAGUAAGCUGUGAUAUUACUGUAGUUUAGCAGGUUUAUUUAGCACAAAUGUAUUAUGACUCAGGUGCAAAACUUUAAAGACUUUGAAUAAAGCUCAAAGACAUUUAAAUAAAAUAAUGACUGAGAUAUAUGAUAGAGUACAGGGAUGAGCUGUGCAGUAAGUGUGAUAGAUGGGUUCAAGGUGGGGGUGGAAUUACAUCAGGGAUCAGCUCUGAGCCCGUUCUUGGUUGCAGUGGUGAUGGACAGGUUAGCAGAUGAGGUCAGGCAUGUCUUCAGAUGACAUUGUGAUCUUCAGUGAGGGAGUACCUGAAAGGAUGGAGUUGUGCUCUGAAGAGGAAUGAAAGUUCAAGAUGUUAAGAUUUUAAUUGGGAAUGAAGAUUAUAUAUCAGAGGGACAGCUCAGGUUUCACAGUGAGAGAGGAAAAGUUGAGAUGGUUUGGACAUGUGAUUAUGAUGGACAUCCCCCCCAAGCAGCAGGAAAAGAGAAAGGAAAAAGAGGAGGUUCGUGCAUGUAUUGAAGCAGGACACGCAGCGGGUUGAUGUGACAGAAAAGACCGCUAAGGAUCGGGUGAGAUGGUGGCAGGUGAUCUACUGUGGUGACGCCUAAAGGGAGAAAGAUGAUGAAGAAGAAGACGAAUACAAUAUAUGUCAGUGUGAUGGUGUAUGCAAAUUGUAUUGUGAUAAGACUCACAGAAAUGACACAACUUGUUACUUUUGUAUGUUGUAGAAUAAAUUACUGUUUGUACCAUGUGGACAA